Molecule: messenger RNA, 3756 nt
Organism: Phymastichus coffea
Lineage: Eukaryota; Metazoa; Arthropoda; Insecta; Hymenoptera; Eulophidae
Exons: 7
Coding region: 784-1758 (324 amino acids)
Source: RefSeq, a predicted model, not a curated record
GCUCGCGCGCUUCACCGGUGCACCCACACACAGUCCGCUCGCACACAGCGAUCCCGCGCGCCGUUUAGUUGUUAUUAUCAUUCCUCCCCCCGCCCCUCCCCGCCGCUCUGACUCCCCUGUGCUUGUGUGUAUGUUUUCUGGUUCGAUGGUCGACAAGUCAGUGAUGUGCGUAACAGCUGUGUGUUGUUGAUAAAAACGCGGGCAUCCGUACACUAUGUGCGGCGGGAAAGAGUUGUGCGCGGCUGGGAAGCACAGGUGAUAUGUAAAAGGACGUCGACGGCUGGUGUGCAGCGUCGGAACGAUCGAUAGAAUCUUCUUUGUUUUGCUUGCUUGCACAAGCCGCGCUGUGCCGUGCCGUUGCCGUUGCAGGAUGACGAGCAUCGGCGGACCGACACUUCUACAACUCGCAGAGGUCGCCGAGGCGAGAGGAGCUGCAGCAGCGCGAAGGAAGUCAGGCAGCCACGGCGAGGCGCAAGAGUGAGCGAACGUGAAAGGAAGAGCCUGGGCGAAGGCAAAAAGACUCUCUGCGGCGUGUGUGCGAAAACCGGUUCCGCGGUCUUUUACUGACCAACAUCUUAGCCACGAGCGCACACGGAAGGCGAUCGAGAUCCUCGAAACGAGACGGAGGGAAGAAGCGGAGCCGCACGCGAAAACACGGAGGCACGGCGGCACGGAGGCACGGAGGCACGGAGGCACGAUCGACGAUGAGACGGUGAGAUCGGGCGCGCGCAAUCAAGGAAUAGCGAGAGAGAACGCAGAGCUGUGCGAAUGCGGCUAUGAAGGAUGGCCGAACACCGGCGAGGCGAGAGGAGCGUGCGCGGCGCAGUGGGCUUCGCCGACCAAGACCCGAGUCGGGGCGAGAAGAGAGCCGUGGCCGCAAGGUGCGCCAUGUGGGCACUGUGCCUCGGCGUUUUCGCCUGUGUGCUUCAGUGCGCUGCAACCGCUACCCCCACCUGGGCGUACUUUCACAAUCCGGACGUGAGUACAGCGACGGAGCGAGGCUACUUCGGGCCAUGGAGGCAGUGCAAAUACAUGCUGUACGGAAGAGAGCGCUGUGGUCCCGGAGUAACGAGACUGAAGCCCAUGUGGACAGUUUGGGUAGCGGGUCUCGCAGCAGCAGGUGCCUCGAUGUUGCUGACCUUAGUCGUGAUACUGGCGGUACUUCAACUAGCGAUGGCAUCGUCGGCGAAACGCGUGGUCGUGUCCUACAGUACUGCCGUGAUGGGCAAAGUCGCUUUAUCUCUGCUAGCCACUUGUUUGGCGGUAGUAGCGGCCAGCCUCUUCGCCAUGCAAACCGACGACCGAGAUAAUAGUUUCAUCGUAACGAGAGGCGAAGGCUUCUACAUGCAGGUGGCAUCGAUAAUCCUGAGCUUCGGCGUGCUAGUCUCGGCGGUGUACGAAAGUAUCUACGCGAGACGUGGUGGCGACCCAACGAAGCUCAAUAGGACUUACUCGGACACGCGUGGCGCGACCUUCAAUAAUCCUGGCUAUCGGGAUCCCCGGCAUCCGAAUGGCGGCAGCAUCUCGAUGACCGACGCGAGUGGCAAACCGUACGGCAGUACCUCGGGCAACGGCUCGAUGGCGAGCGUGGCGACAUCGGGCAGCGUGGUAAGUACCGCGUCGCCGCUGCGGAGCUCGCUGAAAAAGCCCAAGCCACUCGGCAUACAGAAUCCCGGAUUCUCGACGCACAGCCCGACGUUGCAGCGGAACGGCUCGCAGAAGAAGGUCCGCAUACAAACGCACUCGACGGAAGUAUGACCCGGGGAGGACGGCCCGACCCUGUGCACCGAGGUUUAGAUCCGAGCUAACCCCGUGCCAACGCUUAAUCUCUGUAGGGCUUUUAGGGUUGUGGCCGUCGCCGAGCAGUGCUUCUCCCUCUUCUUUUAUGGGAAUGUUUACGGUGAGAUUGGGUUGCCACUCGAAUUGUCGCGCGUAACUUUUCUUCUCGUUUGGACAUUGUCCCUUUUCUUUGCUCACAAUUGUUUCAUGUCGUGCAAUCAUCGAAUCGUUUGAAAAGUAAGCGGCGCCGAUUCAUUCGAACGAUCGCAGUCUCACUCUGAAAGUGCGAAAAGUCUUCGAGAACUAGUUUUUUUCUUUGUUAUUUAUUUGCAAAGUAUCUCUGUAUAGUCGAUACGUAGAUCUGUCGUUUCGUUGAUAUUAAAAAUCGCUUCGAUAUACACUUUAUACUUUACACGCGUAUUUUUUUUUUUAUAUUUACAAGGUAUAUAUUGUACUAAACAGCAAAAACCGACAAAGUCUUUAUCGUCAGCGUUUUACUAGUUUUAAGCAUUGCGCAAAGAAUCUUUCUAAAAGAUUGUUUUAUGUACCUUAUAUUGUAACAUUAGAUGCCGUCCAAAAUUUAAGUAAUUUUGUGCAAUGAAGAUAAAGUGCCUGCUGUCUUUAUCAAAAACUUGACAAUCCAAAUAAAGGCCUAAAUAUUUUUCUUCUUUCGCGAUCUAGCACAAACAAUAACUUUGUUGAAUUCUUCUAAUAUACUUCUCGUAUCCUCUUAUAAAUAUACGAGUAUAUGAAAAACUAUUGAUAUUUUGUGAUAGUAACGUGUUGCACAUUAAUUUUUCAUCUCGAAUACAAUGUUAUAUGGAUGUUAUUGUAUUUUUUACGUUAAUAGAUUGCCUAAUGUAUUUGUAGCUCAGCUAUAAACCAUGUAUCGCUGUAAUCAAUUAUGAUAUUAGAUAGUGAGAUACUGAAGAAUGAUUAAAUACGACUCAAUCAAAACCAUCAAACGUAGACGGGAUUUAAGGUAUGAAAACCAUAGAAUACGAACAAUGAGAAUGGGAAAACGAGUGAGUUUGCGUGGAUAAAGCGAAAUACUUAUAGAUUUAAGCACCGAUACGAUAGUAACGUAUCCGUCCAGCCCUUCCUCGGCAGCUUUUACUUUGUGAACCGCCAUUCGGGCGGUCGCGAGCACAGAACAUAUUUAUUACAUGUAUAUGUAGAUGAUAUUAUUAUUAUUAUUAUAUGGAUAUCAGACACGAACAUUAUAUUCUUCUUAAUGGAUAUUUUUUUAAAGUCAUUUUUAUCGUAAGCGAAGAUGAGAAACCGGAGAAAGGCAUCGCGCGCAAGCGCGUAGGUACAAAAAGCGCCAGAAGAGAAAUCGAGCGACCAGCGGUGUCGUCCCUCGGCCCUUACACGAUGACCCGUCCAAAUCGAUAUUUUUAGUUUUAUGUCUUACUAUUAACCUGGAUACGUUAAUUUUCUUACUUUUAAUCUUCCUUGUUUAGGCAUCGACAAGGGGAAAGUAUUGCUUGCUAUAGGGAUAUUAUCAGCCGGCCUUGACGAAAAACCAACAAGCAAACGACAAUUGAAAUUGUUACAUAUUGCGACGGAACCGAAAUACUUUUAUUGGGAAGAAGGAGCUCGCGCGGAGGAAAUAAUUUGCAUUUCAGUUCCGCAUUCGAAGCCUUGGCUUGUCAGGCGUUUCGCUCUUACCUUAUUAACGCUGCUGUUGCGUUUACAAUUUAAACGCAUUGACCAUUGAGCACUUACCUGGCAAGUUUCGAGCUUGGUAAACGUGUACUUUUAUAAUGCCUUACAUCAACAUCGCCAAAGUGCGUGGGAGUGAGAUUGCCGAGUGACCUUAAAUCUUUGUACAUACACGAACAAAUCAAUAUGAUAACGGAUCAAUUAGUCGAAAAAACAAUGUAAGCGGCAAUUGUUUUCUAAAAGAUGUGUAGCAACUUUUGCGUCGACAGACUCGUCGGCAGAGGCUGCAAUAAAAAACAUGAUUAAACAGAU